This is a messenger RNA of Solanum stenotomum, 1067 nucleotides long. Its product is annotated as fatty acid desaturase 4, chloroplastic. The transcript has a single exon. The record is from RefSeq and is a predicted model, not a curated record. Lineage: Eukaryota; Viridiplantae; Streptophyta; Magnoliopsida; Solanales; Solanaceae. The coding region runs from base 45 to 1043 and encodes 332 amino acids.
UCUUGGCAUUUUGAUUUCACCUACAACCUAAAAGUUCCUUCAAUAUGUCUUCCAUUCUACCUCAAAACCAUGCCAUUAGAUCCUCACAACAACGAGCCCUAGAUAAAAUUGGAACGAUACAGAGAAGAUCCAGUACAAAUCGAGCUAAGAACACCUCCCGCCAUGUUCUCCUACCUGCACGAGUCUAUUGUAUCUCUUCCUCCUCCUCUUCCUCGUCCAACAUUGCCACAAUCACCACCAAACCACCGCCCGUCUCAGAACCACUAACUUAUGACCCACUCACUCCCAUCACAAAAAUCAAGACUAGUAAUACGAGAAGUGUACUAAAUGACUCGAGUUUAAAAUCCACAUGGGCUCAUCGAGCCUGGAUGGCAAGUGGGUGCACCACCGUGCUAAUUCCCAUAGCACGGUCUGCAGCAGGGGCACUCGACUCACAUAUGUGGGCCGGGCCCCUUAUAGCAGGCUGCAUUGGCUACAUCCUAUCGGACUUAGCUUCCGGAAUUUACCAUUGGGGAAUUGACAAUUACGGCAGCGCCAAAACCCCUGUUUUCGGAGCCCAAAUUGAAGCAUUUCAAGGUCACCAUAAAUGGCCAUGGACAAUCACCCGACGCGAAUUCUCUAACAAUCUCCAUUCCUUAGCACGCGUAGUGACAUUCACUGUCCUCCCAAUCGAUCUCUUCUGCAAAGAUCCAACUACUCUGGCAUUCGUUGGGGUUUGUUCAGGUUGCAUUAUGUUCAGCCAACAGUUCCAUUCAUGGGCUCAUGGCACGAAAAGUAAGUUGCCUUCAAUGGUGUUAGCAUUACAAGACGCUGGAAUACUCGUAUCGAGGGAACAACACGCUGCCCAUCAUCGCGUUCCAUAUAACAACAAUUACUGCAUUGUUAGUGGAAUAUGGAACGCGAUUUUGGAUGAAUCGAAGUUUUUUGAGCUGCUGGAGAUGAUUUUCUUCUUUAAAUUCGGAGUCCGGCCUAGAUCAUGGAGUGAACCAAAUUCAGAAUGGAUUGAAGAAACUGAAAUACAAUCAAUUCCUGCUUCACAUUGAAUUCAAUUACAGUAUAUUAAGCUA